AAUGAAAAUACUGCUAAAUUAGCUGGUGUCUCAUUAUCACUGGAUACUACUCAACAAGAAUCAGUUACACAUGUAAAUAAUCAACCGGCUGUUGAGACGACAAUCAAUUCCGAUGAUGAUAAUCAUGGAUUAUUAGUGAUUUCUGCCGAGACCAUUGUACGUAAACCUAGUCCAACAGCUGAUGCAUUAGGUUCCGCUGAA
This is a messenger RNA of Schistosoma turkestanicum, 201 nucleotides long. The record is from the annotation of a GenBank genome assembly. Lineage: Eukaryota; Metazoa; Platyhelminthes; Trematoda; Strigeidida; Schistosomatidae.